CUCAGAUGCAAGCCUGCGCAGCUUGCCUCUAGUUCAUUCAUAUCAGUCUAACCCACCUAUGCCCGGUGCCCCACAGCAGCAUCCUAUGCUUAUACAUCCUCAGCAGCAGGCUGUGUCUAGCCAGCACCCUCCUAUUCAUAUGCAUCCUCAACCACAGCCACACCCCCAUCCUCAGAUGCCACCUCCGCAACCUUCCGCUCAUUCGCAACAGUCUUACCCACUACCUGUCCCCAGUGCAUGGCGGCAGCAUCCUAUGCUUAUGCAUCCUCAGCAGCAGGGCAUGUCUACCCAGCACUCUCAAUCUCAGGGACACUUACCACCCCAUCAACAUCUGCAGGUGCAUCCUCUCAAGUCUCAUACGACGAUGCCUUCCCAACAACAGCCAGCAAUGCCACUUCCUUAUGGUCCUGGAAAUCUUCAUCCUAUGCAGCAGCAAAUUCAGCAAGCGGCUCAACUUUGCCAAUUCCAACAACAAGCACAACGUCCUUUGCAUCCAGGUCAGGUGCUACAGCAGGGAUCAGUCCAUCAGCAUCAACACCACCCUCAUAAACAAUCAUAUAUGCAGCAGCCUGCUCCUAGGCGUCCUCAUCCGCAGCUGAAUUAUCCUCCAGGGCAUGUUUUUCCACCUCAUCAAGCUCAGGCUACAAACGAGCAAUUACCUAAUCAGAGUUAUAUGGGAAGGGCUAACUGCAGCGUUCCAGCUUCUUCUGAGCUGCCAUCUGGACCCAUACAACAGACUCUGGCAUCACAUUUUGAGAGUCAAGCUGGUGUAUUACCAGCAUCACCUGCUAAUCCACAACAACGGGCUUCUACUCUCAAAAGAGUUGGACAAAUGCCACCUUCGGAGGAUGGUUUUCUUGUGAAAAUUGCUGAGGGGACUAAAGAGCGAGAGCAAAUCUUGGAGAGUGCAUCUGAUUCUAUUUCCGAGCUCAAGGAUGGUGAAGCAGCUAGAGAUGCUAAGGAGAAAGAGAGCCACACUAGGAAUGAGAACAAAAAUGGUUCAAAAUUGCACGCGAAGAAUGUGAAUGUGGAUGGAUCAAUGGUGAAGAUCCCUGGUGAGGUAACAGAGGGUUCCCAUGUGGUCAAUGUUCAUGAUGGAGAAAAGAAAGUUGAAGGCCAGGAAGGCAAAUUUGGUGAAAAAUCCUAUGAGCAGUUCAAAGGAGAGGAUACUCAUCUUGUAUCCAAAUUACACACUCAACCAGGCCCUGAUAUGUCUGUGAAGUGGGGGGCGUCCACGACCUUCUGAGAGGGCUAACCUGAGUCUUGUCUCUGACAGACAUAGUGCUGAAAAUGUUAGAAAUAUGCAUCCUCCUGAGCAGUACCGGGGCUCAGAUCGAUGUCAGAAAAUGCCGUCCAAGGCGCCAAAACAAAUUUCAUGUGAACAUCCUCACAUGCCAGGUUCAGGCAUGAUAUCUGAAAAGCAUCCUGCAUCUGAUAAGAUGCUUCCACAGCCAAUGCACCAGUCUAGCCAAGAAAGAAGGUUCCUAGAGCCUCCCACCCAUCAGAUGGCUGUUUCCCAGGAGCCUUCUUGGCUAACUCCACCACCAGGAGGGGUUCUGAGUCGUCAUGGUUUCCCUCUGAAAGAUUUCGAGCAAAGGGGUGUGGCCCAAAAUCAUCUGUCCCCACCUCAUAACCUUGGAGAGCCUUCAAUACAACCAACUAUGAGUGGCCCACUUCAAGGAGCAGUGGACCCACCUAGCAGGAUGAUGGGAGGGCCUCUAUUUAAUGCUGAAGAUAAAUUAGGCAAAUUGGCUGCUUUUAAUGAUUCGGAAGCUGAUGCACAUGUUGUUAGAAGGCCAAGAGGCUAUGAUGACAUGCCACUUGAGCCUCACAGGUGUCUAUGCUGUGAGCAUUCUCCCCAUGGGCAGUCAAAGGCACAUGGGAUUACAAGCAAUGUGCCUGUUGGUGGAAUGCAUGAUCCAAUGUUUGAUUGUGAUCUGUCAGAAGAUAGGUUUAGGCCUUCACCAGAAGAAAGGUUGAAGCCUUUUCCUCAAAAAGAAUUUAAGCUAGCUCAUGAUGAAUGCGUUAGGGCUUCUGAACGUGUUGUUAACAGGAGAGAGUUUGAAGAUAAGAAGCAAGUUCCUCGGCCAGCUCAUUUGGAUGGUGAAGGUCCAGUUAGGUUUGAUGGUAAUUUGAUGUCAAGGCCCCUUGAUAGGAUGAGACGACAGCCUAGAGGUGCUAAUACAUUUACUUCAAGACCACUGUCAUAUGGAUCAAAUGCUACAUUUCCACCGAGGUCCGGUGGUUCAGAUGCUUACCUGGAUAUUGGUGAUGAAGGUAGAUCUGUAUCCUCACGUAAACAUCAAAAAAGAAGAUAUGAUAAUACCUUUCCCAUCGUGAUCGUCACAGUCAAGUUCCUGAAUUUAGUCGUCAUCGAGAUGAUGGUUUGCUACCUCCAAGAAGCCCGGGUUAUUUUAGUGGAGAAACUUUAGAUGGCCAGCCUAACCAAUUGAGGCGCGGUCUGGAUAACCUCAGACCUGACAGUUUCUCACGUGAUAUGCCCAGCGGUGAAGUUGGCUCACAGAAAAUGCCCAGCUUCUUAAGGAGUGGUGGAUUUCACUGCCCUCUUGAUGUCAGUGAAACCAGUGAAUCUGGAAACUUGCACCCUCCUCUGUGUACUGGUGAUCCAGGCAGUGGACGUUUUAUUUCAGCUUCUCGUGAAGAUGAUAGUGACAGCUUUGAGCAAUCAAGAAAGAGGAAGGCUGUUAGCACCAUACGGUGUCUGAUUUGCAGGAUUGACUAUGAGAAUGAAGAGGCUUUGGAACUGCAUUGUCAGAGCAGGGAGCAUCAGAAAAUGUGUAUGGACAUGGUUCUGAGAAUUCAGGAAGGCAAUGUCGAGAAGCAUAGGUAUCCGGAGAAUGCUACUUCAUUUGAUGAUGGCAACAAAUCAAGGAAGGGAAGCUUUAAGAAAUGUGCUAUCAGAAAGUGAAGAAAAAUGUGGAUCGGCAGCAAACUCAUGGUUACUUUGGGACCUGUCCUUUUGAAAACUCAAAUGGUUUUUUCACAAGCUGAAAAGUUUCCUCGUGGUACUCCCUUGUGUUAUGCUGACAUUGAGCUGCAUGUCUUGCUGAAAAUUUCUUGAGCUGCAUGUCUUGCUGAAAAUUUCUUUUCUCUUGUUGGCUUUUCAGAUGUGCAGCUGCUUAUGCUGUAAAUCUUUUGUUCACCUGAUUCCGGCAUCAUUUCUCAUAAUUAUGAAGUCUCUUCCAUCAUAUAGAACUUCUUAGUAGGAUGAAAGCGAGGAUAUCUACCUUGAUCUGCAUGUCCCGUGUUGGGUGCCUAUUUUCGACAAUGGUGUUUCGAGUAUUGGAUUUGUGCGCUCCUAUUUGUUGACUAUUUUUAUCGUUUGAUCAAAGUGAAGUAUCACACUACUUGGGAUUUCUUUGGAGCAGAGGAGCUUCUUCACUUUAUCAAUAUCAGGUUCAGUAGAGUGUUUUUCCAGGGACUCAAUUCGUUCAUCUGGUAAUUUUACUUUAUUCUGUGACUUUAGAGCAACUCAUUUCUGUCAGUUGAUAUAUCAGGUUGGUCUUUCUGUUCUGAUGCUGUAAACCCUGACUUCUUUUCUGCUAAACUUUGUCAAAUUUAUUUGGAGUAAGAAUCCAAAUUGUUUGAACCAAGAAUUUAUCAGUAGUCCAGAUCCUUCAAAAAUUUCUAGUUCUUUGUCCUAUUUGUAAAUCUAUAGCCCACUUAUAGCUAAAGCAUGUUUGAUAAUUUAAUGGCAUUGUAGUUCAUCAUCUGAGGAAAAUGGCUUCGUGCACGAGACUACCUCAAGACUUUAGCUGUGCCUCCUAAACAAUGGCCUAUAAGUGAACUAUUUUGUCAUAAUUUUUAUCAAUAUGAACUUAUGACAUUAGACUGGGUACAAAGGAUGAUCAUUUAUCAAUUAUGCUGUGGAAUAUAUCUAUAGUGGUAUCAGCGAGAUCUGAUUGAAAAAACUGUGGCUAUUCUGGAAAAUAGUAGUUGGACAUCUAAGACGAUAAUUUAUUAUGACGUAGAAAUGGACAUUUGGCUAUUGACCUCACAUCAAUUGUUUAUGUUGAUACUGGUUUUUUAUUGAAAAAUUGCUGAAAGGACUCACAAGGUUUCUGAAUUUUUAUUCCUCUAAAUUGAAUAAGAAUUUUAUGGGCAUUAUGAUUGGAUUACAUAUUUUAGGCCUUAUAUCAUUGGUCCUUUUGAUGUGUGUUUAUCAAUAUAGGUUGUUUUUCCUGAUAAUAUUGCUCACCAUCUAGCAGUUAACGAGCUAUGUGGUAAAACUAAACCAUCUGAUUCUGUGCGUCUAUUGAGAUAGACAUGUAAAUCCUUUUCUUUGUUGACCACUUCUGAUGUAUGCUUCACAUUAUCAAUUACUAGUUCAUCUUCCCAAUUCCAAGUUCAAGAUCCUUAAGUGCAUUACUCUUACUUUAGUCCCUUGCUACUAAAAAAAAUCCUUCAAUUUAUCUAUUAUCUUUCUCGGUUACAAAGUUUAUCUCACUUAGUCCCUUGCUACUAAAUAAAUCCUUCAAUUUAUCUAUUAUCUUUCUCGCUUACAUAGCUUAUCUUCCAAGCUCGAAACUGUCCUUGGUUAACAAGUAGUUCAUACUUGGUUUUAAUUAUCUGCUUUAUUUGCUUGUUAUUUAUUUCUCAAGUAGGCAUCCGUGAUGACUUCAUUUUAGUUAUCCUUGCACUAUGAUCCUCAGUGAAGAUACUCUUGGGGAAGAUAUCGUCUGAGAUGCCUGAAUAUACAAGUGUACACAUAAAUAUACCAAUAUAUUGUCAUUAAAAAAAAUUCUUUCUGUUUUUAGGGUUGUAAUUUGACCCUUCAUGGAGAUAGGACCUCUUCAUACAUAUAAUGAAAAUAGUAGUGUUUGAAAAAGCUUUAUGAAACUCGGUUCAAAACUUUUUGCAGGGUAAUCGCUUCGAAACUGAUAAGUGAAGCUAUUUAUCCCUUGAAGCAUCCGCUUCAUCACUUUAACCAUAACUAAAGUGUGUGCUUCACGCUACAUGAAGCGCUUCUCUUUUGGGGCACACACUUCACACAAGGUAGGAGGAUAUAAAAGAUUGUUUGACUAAAAAUAAGAUACAUAUCUUAUAGUAUAAGUGCAGCUUAAUUUAUUAUGACUUGCAUUAGUACUUAGCAUAUUUAAUUCUUAUUUACUAAUCAAGACUUGAAUGUAUCUAUAUUAAAUUUUUAUACUUCUAUAUAUGUUUUAUAAUAUUUAUAAAUUAAAAUAUACUUAGCUCAUCAGGCUUACGCCUCACGCUUUGAGGCUUACGCAUUGCUUCAUAAAAGGGUCUAAUGCUUCGCCUUGCGCAGUUGUGCUUCCUCUUUUUUAAACGUUGGAAAAUACUUAUUUGUCACUUAAAUACUUUUUUGAUUUGCCGCUUUUCGGAUAAAAACAUUCACUUGUUUUAUUCUUUAUAUUUUUCUGUUGGGCUUUGAUUUUCUAUCUUAACUCUUUCUUAGUCCUGAUUCCUCUGCUUUACUAUUUCCAUUCUAAGACUCAUUAUUUCUGCUAAAUUAUUGUAGCUAGUCUGUGGCACUGUGCAUAGAAAUAGAUAGGUACUCACUUGACAACUAGUCAUGCAGGGGUCUUAAAGGAAUUCUGAAAAAGUGUUAGUGGUUCCUUUAAAAAGGUAGCAGGUUUAGGAGAAUAUGAUUGACAUAUCAAGGGUUACAUAUCUCCUUGUUUUCUUUUCAUAUGCAAGCCGUUUUGGACAUUUGGGCAUGUUUUAACCGUGUUGUAUGUGAUAAUAAAAUCAAUUGGGAGCCUAUGUGUUGAGUUUGUGCAAAAGAUCCACCAAUAUUUAUGGUGAUGGUUUGCACUGGAAUUUCUAUCUUUGAACAAGCAACGCUUUUCCCUAUACCUUGUAUGCGAGCUGCAUAUUGAUUUUCUGUUUAUUUUAUGUUAAUGAAAACACAUUCAGCUGCAUGAUCUUUUUAGUAGAUAAUGAAAAAUGCUCUAAUGAAGUGUAUAUUAGCAUGCCAUGAGCCUUCAACUUUCAUGCAAACAUGCUAAAUGUCAAUAUUUGAGUGCAAGGAAGAAGUGUGUUUAUCCAUUUUUCUAGUAGCAAACCUACCAUGUGUAUGGGGGUGAAAGUUGAUCGAAUAGUAAUCCAAUAUGUCACUGUGUUAGUAACUAUUAGCUCAAAUUUGGUUUGGAAAAGCAUUUAUGAGAAAUCAAAUACUUUUAUUCAUAUUGUAAAAUUUUGGCAUUUAUUUUGAUACUUUUGUUUUAUUAAAUAUUCCCUUUAUAUGUGAUCCUUUGUGCUCUAUGUUAUUAUGCAGAUAUGUUAAGAUCAAUUUUGAUUCUCAUAUAUUUUUUUCCCAACGUGUAUACUGAUCUUGAGAGAGAGAGAGUUUCAAUCUCUCUUUCUCGAUAGAUCUUUCUCAAAUUGAUUUUUAUUCCAUGCUAUUAUUUUGAAUAACAUCCAAUAUUAAUUUAAGAGUCAGAUUCAAGAUUGUAAACAAGUACAAACUACAAAGACAAACACCUCAAAUUUUAUUUGAAUUCUGGUGUAAUCCUCAUUCAAGGUAAUUCUACUUGCUUGACAAAAGAUUCACCUAGGUGAUGUAUUUGUCAGUAACUACUUACCAUUUAUGCAAGUGUAUUUGCAAGCAAAGGUUCAUUAGUAUGCUUCUGUUGUUGCACAAAAAAUGACACAAAGGAGUUUGAAGACUACACUGAUGCAUGCGCACAGUGUCAGUUCAUUAUCCACAAGGACCACAAGGGAGUUUGAAGACUAUGCUGAUGCAUAUGUACAAUGUUAGUACAUUAUCCUGAUUUUUCCAUCUUGUUUUGAUUUUUACAUUCUGCAUCACAGAUAGUUUUCUUUUCCACUUUCUUUUUGUCUUUUUUUAGUUUUUGUUGUGCAGAAAGCUGCUUCCCCAACAGAAAGGAGUUUUAAAGACUUGCAAAUAUAACGUGCAGAGGACUUGACAGCAGCAUGUUCUUGGAGGUUAAUUCUGUAUGCCCAUCAUGCAGUUCUCCUUUUUUUUCCUUUUCCUUUUAUUUCUUUGUAGUCUUGAGAAAAUUUUAUCAUUGUGAACUAGUUUUCUUGGAUGUUGCCAUCUAAUUAUCGAUCACAUAAAGCUUAUGAAUGUAUACUGUUGUACUGAAGGUUUUAGUCGUUUGACUAUGUUCUCAGUUUCGAAUGACAAGGCAUAAAUAUUCUGCAAGCCAUGAAUCUAUUUUUCCAGGAAA
Messenger RNA from Asparagus officinalis (garden asparagus), 7178 nucleotides. RefSeq names its product alpha/beta-gliadin A-III-like. Lineage: Eukaryota; Viridiplantae; Streptophyta; Magnoliopsida; Asparagales; Asparagaceae. The coding region runs from base 59 to 1246 and encodes 395 amino acids. The transcript has 8 exons. The record is from RefSeq and is a predicted model, not a curated record.